Messenger RNA from Diospyros lotus (date-plum), 1535 nucleotides. RefSeq names its product protein DETOXIFICATION 56-like. Gene Ontology annotation, molecular function: antiporter activity; xenobiotic transmembrane transporter activity. NCBI's taxonomy places the organism in Eukaryota, Viridiplantae, Streptophyta, Magnoliopsida, Ericales, Ebenaceae. Bases 20 to 1480 code for a protein of 486 amino acids. The record is from RefSeq and is a predicted model, not a curated record. The transcript has 2 exons. Gene Ontology annotation, cellular component: membrane. Gene Ontology annotation, biological process: xenobiotic detoxification by transmembrane export across the plasma membrane.
CUUCAACAAUAAUACCAUAAUGCCGUCACCACCGCCGGAAGAAAACCCACCGGGGAAAGCCCCCCCACCGACAUCCAGCUUCACCGGCGCCGCCCUCUCGGAACUCAAAGCCCAGAGACGAGUAGCGGCUCCUCUUGUGGCAAUGAAUUUAACGUGGUUCGCCAAGACGGCGAUCACCACCGCGUUUCUCGGCCGGCUCGGGGAGCUGCCGCUGGCAGGCGGCGCCAUGGGCUUGACCUUCGCCAAUGUCACCGGCUUCUCCGUCUUGAACGGGCUGUGCAGCGCCAUGGAGCCCAUCUGCGGCCAGGCUCACGGCGCUCGAAACUUGAAGCUCCUCCACAGGACCCUCCUCAUGACUGUUCUCCUGCUGCUCCUAACCACUCUUCCCAUUUGUCUCUUGUGGCUCAACGUCGACAAAAUCCUUCUCCUUUCCGGCCAACGCCAGGAAAUUUCCUUCGUGGCCAAGAAAUUCGUCUUCUUUCUGCUCCCCGAUUUGGUUCUGACAUCAUUUCUGUGUCCUCUGAAAGCCUAUUUGAGCUCGCAGAGCAUCACUGUGCCGAAUAUGUUAAGCUCCGCUCUCGCUGUGGCUCUUCAUGUUCCUAUUAAUAUACUGCUUUCCAAAGCUAGGGGAAUUGAAGGUAUUUCAAUGGCGAUCUGGAUAACCGAUCUGAUGGUGGUGAUUGCACUGGCGCUCUAUGUGGUGAUAACAGAGAACAGAAAAGGUGGAAGAUGGAACGAUGCGGGUUGGUGGGAGCAAGAUUACGGCGACUGGAUCAGGCUGCUGAAGCUAGGCGGGCCGUGCUGCCUGACCACCUGCCUCGAGUGGUGGUGCAUCGAGAUCCUUGUUCUGCUCACCGGCCGUCUUCCCGACGCCAGACAGGCCGUCGGCGUUCUCGCCAUCGUCCUCAACUUCGACUUCUUGCUCUACUCCGUAAUGCUUUCGCUGUCCACUUGCGCGUCCAUCCGAGUCUCAAACGAGCUCGGGGCGAACCAACCCGACCCUGCUCGCCGCUCGGCAAGCGUGUCAUUGGCGCUGAGUUUCGUCGCGGGCUGCGCCGGGGGCUUGACAACGGCGGCGGCUAGGGGAAUUUGGGGGCCUCUGUUCAGCCAUGAAAGAGGCGUUAUUAGAGGCGUGAAGAAGACGAUGGUGGUGAUGGCGGUGGUGGAGGUGGUGAACUUUCCGGUGAUAGUCUGCGGCGGAAUCGUGCGGGGAACGGCGGCGCCGUGGCUGGCGAUGUACGGCAACGUGGGGGGGUUCUACUUGGUGGCCUUGCCGUUGGGGGUGAGCUUGGCGUUCAGAACGGGGCUGGGGAUGAGUGGACUCCUGGUUGGAUACUUGGCGGGGAUGGUUGCUUGCUUGGUUCUGUUGCUGGUAUUUGUUGCGAGGAUUAACUGGGUUGAGCAAGCUGCCAAAGCACAGGCAAUGGCUGGUAAUCUCCAAGAUAGUAGCAUCAAGGAAGAAGAAGAUGACAAGGAUUGAGCAGCUCUGUGUGUCGCCGAAACAAAGCAAAGGCAUACAGAGUAAUUGCUCAGUA